CCCCAAUAAUAAUUUACCUACCAGGGAUACGUUGUUACGUGUAGUACCGCAAUUACAGAAGUGAAUUUAUUUACUGUCGUAUCCCUUGACUUAAUCAACGGCUGGAGAUUUUCAUUUUUAUUUUAAUUCCUGGUUAAGCGUUUCGGCACUAGCGGAUAUGUGUUCGUUAUCUUAAAUCUCCAGUAAUUUUGAAGAGUGAUUUUGCAAAUUGAUUUAAGUCUUGUAACUUUGAAUAGGGAUUUUGGUACCUGAAUCAGAUUUUAUAGCGUUGAAGAGUUUUUUGCAGAUUGAAUUAGAUCCAAUUAGUUUGAAAAGUGUUUUUGCAAAUAAUUGUUUUAUACCCGGUUACUUUGAAGAGUGACUUCGCAACUUGAUUUGCAGGUACCGUAACUUUGAAGAGCAUUUUGCAACUGGAAUGAGACCCAGCAACUUUGAAGAGUGAUUUUGAAACUUGAUACAGAGCUUAUCUGAUUCAAUAUCCUUAUUCUCGUCAUCCUGAUAAAGCGAAAGGAAGCAUGUCAGCAGAAUAAGUUUUGCAGAAAGAGUUUGUCAGGAUCUGCUAAGAGAAAAGUUUCCGACGCCAUGCACAUAACGUCCUCAGGAGAUUCUUCUGUCAUCUGAGAUAGUUUGAUCUUUUGGAGGGCUCAGCGGUACGAAUGAACUUCUUAACAAGAGUUGAAAUUUCGAAAAACAAAGACAUCGAUCUACAACAGUUUCUAGGAUUCUAGGUUUUCGUUUCUACGAUUAUGCCCCGAAAAUGGAGACUUCUAAUCUUCCCUCUCCUGUGUUUUGGAGGCUUUGCCCUGAUCAAAAGUGCUCGCGAUACAAACAGAAUCGUAACAAGCUUCGUAAACUCCGUCACAAGAAAAUACGUCACAGCAGCAAGAGAGAGCGAGAGUGACAACAACGGCACUUAUCAUUAUGACGUCAACCAAAACGCGAGCAACUACUCACCUGGGGAGGUGGUUCUUCUUCCCGAGACUAGUCAAGAACCUGGAGAUGCUCAGGCGGAGAACCAUCCGGGAGAUACUCACAACGGGACCGAGAAGCUCCAAAAUCAUUCUUGGGAAGUUCAUAAAACGGGUACAAAUGGGUCUUUGGGCCGAGGGAGAGCUAAGCCCGCCUCGAUACUCAAGCCCAAAGCCAUCUUGCUGCUCAGUUCAGUCGGCAGGAGCGGCUCGAGCUUCCUAGGGGAGCUUCUCGCGUCCCAGGGAGGCAACAUUUACUUGUACGAACCGGUGCGUGCUUUACCGAGAGCCGUUCAGGAAAAACAGACGAUUUUAAAUGCUUUGAAGAGAAACUUCAACUGCCAGAUUCCUCCUAACUUCUUGAAUAUCGGCAAAUCGCCGUACGUUUCGGUAAAGCACCCCUACGUCCUCAACAAGGGAAAAGGUUCCCUCAGCGUCGACGAAGUUCGAUCCGUUUGUUUACAAGAGCCGUUGAGAAUCAUCAAGACGAUUCGGACGCGGCUCCAAUGGACCAAAGAGCUUCUAGAAGAUGAGAGUCUGGAUAUGAAGGUCAUCCAUUUGGUCAGAGACCCUCGAGGAAGUCUGACAUCCAUGGAUGAACUGGAGUGGAAUGUCACGACACAAGAUAUUUGCCACAGAAUUGAAGAUGAUUUACAACAACGCGCAGAGAUGGAGCGGCUCUACCCAGACAGAUAUCAUUUCAUCAAGUACGAAGACUUCUGCCUGGACUCUUUCGAAAAGACGCAAGAACUCUUCAGAUUCCUCAAAGGCAAGGGGACGAAACCUGCCCAGGGCACCAAAACCAGAGGUAAAAAUGACCUCCCUUCGCCCAAACCGGCUACUGCGACUCGGGACUCGUAUCCGGACAUUCCUUCGAGCGUCUUCGAAUACCUGAAGUCCCACAUCCACGUCGACUUCUUCAGCAGGAGGUCGCCCUGGGCCACCAAGAGAGACACCUCUUCUCACUACCAGAAGUGGAGAUAUAGGAUCACACGGAGGGAGCUUUCGGAGGUCGAGUUUUACUGUCGUGACGUCAUCGAAACGUUGGGUCACAGGUUGUUUCAGUCGCAAGGAGUUGCGAGGAAUAUGUCGGUGCCUCUGUUUGUAUGAUUAUGAUUAUUAUUUUUUCUUAGGGGGGGUUGGCUGGGGGGGGAAGGGGUCUAACAGCUCGCUCCACCUCGUUCAAACGAGUGUAGAGAAUGCCAUGCUGAUGUGAUAUUUCAAGAGCUCUCUUUUGAAUUCUUUGGCCUUGAAUUAUGUAAAGGCAGUGUACUUUUAGCUCUCUCUCUCUCUCCUUUGUAUUUUAGUUAGCAGGUGUCCUGUUAUCUCUUAAAAAACCUCUGGGUCCAUUAACACUAUCAGGUAUAAAACACUGAUUUUCAGGCAUCUACUUCUUUUAUAUAUAUAAUCUCGGUAAAAUGUUUUUGUACAUAUAGAAAUACUUUUAAAAAUGCCAUGUAUAAUGUCCAUAUGUAUAGAGGUACACUCAAAGCCUCUUGUAUUAUAUGUAUACAGAUGCACGUACAGAAGUUUUAUGAAUAAAUUAUGUAUUUAUGUAUAUCUAUGAAUGUUUGCUGAGGGGUGUCCAUGUUUUUUACCGAGUGAGAAAGGUUCUCGUGGAAUAAGUCAUUCCGAAUAUACGUGACUCAUAC
This is a messenger RNA of Macrobrachium nipponense, 2620 nucleotides long. Its product is annotated as carbohydrate sulfotransferase 1-like. Lineage: Eukaryota; Metazoa; Arthropoda; Malacostraca; Decapoda; Palaemonidae. The coding region runs from base 747 to 2078 and encodes 443 amino acids. Gene Ontology annotation, biological process: N-acetylglucosamine metabolic process; sulfur compound metabolic process. The record is from RefSeq and is a predicted model, not a curated record. The transcript has 5 exons. Gene Ontology annotation, molecular function: N-acetylglucosamine 6-O-sulfotransferase activity.